Molecule: messenger RNA, 1962 nt
Organism: Gastrolobium bilobum
Lineage: Eukaryota; Viridiplantae; Streptophyta; Magnoliopsida; Fabales; Fabaceae
Product: alanine aminotransferase 2-like
Exons: 15
Coding region: 122-1765 (547 amino acids)
Biological process (GO): biosynthetic process
Molecular function (GO): pyridoxal phosphate binding; L-alanine:2-oxoglutarate transaminase activity
Source: RefSeq, a predicted model, not a curated record
AAGGUGGUGUUGUUUCUAGAUACACGCACGCGCUUGUGUCUUUCAACUUUGUGCCAUCAAAAUCACAACCUCAUCUAUUCUAUUCUCUAUCAUCACAUCUCAAACAUAUAUAACCCAUCCAAUGCGGAAAUCCGCUGCUCACAGAUUCAGCCAUCUUUUCAACCGUUCACUUGUUCUUCGUCAUCUUCUUGACAAUCAACAUCAACAUCACACCCCUUCUUCUUCUUCUUUUCUCUCUGCCUUCUCCCAAUUAUCCCCCUUUCGUCUCUUCUCUUCUAUUACUCCUUCUUCUUCAAUGGCUUCCUCUCCUUCUGAUUCACCCUUCCCUGUAACCACCCAUAACAUCAACCCCAAGGUUCUGAAGUGUGAGUAUGCUGUUCGAGGAGAGGUUGUCACACUUGCCCAGAAUUUGCAACAAGAUUUACAGGCAAAUCCAGGCUCUCAUCCAUUUGAUGAGAUCAUUUACUGCAACAUUGGAAAUCCUCAGUCUCUUGGUCAGCAGCCAAUAACUUUUUUCCGAGAGGUUCUUGCAUUAUGUGACUAUCCUGCUAUGUUGGACAAAAGCGAGACACAGGGUUUGUUCAGUGCUGAUGCAAUAGAGCGAGCUUGGCAGAUUGUGGGUCAGAUUCCUGGGAGAGCAACUGGUGCCUAUAGUCAUAGUCAGGGUGUUAAGGGCCUUCGUGAUACAAUAGCCGCUGGAAUUGAAGAGCGCGAUGGUUUUCCUGCCAAUCCCAAUGACAUUUUCUUGACAGAUGGGGCAAGCCCAGCAGUCCAUAUGAUGAUGCAAUUACUCAUAAGAUCAGAGAAUGAUGGUAUUCUGUGUCCCAUCCCUCAGUAUCCUCUGUACUCAGCUUCGAUUACCCUCCAUGGUGGCAGCCUAGUACCUUACUAUCUAGAUGAAGCAAGUGGUUGGGGAUUGGAAAUAUCUGAAGUCAAGAAGCAGUUGGAGGAUGCCAAGUCCAAGGGCAUCAGUGUUAGGGCUUUAGUUGUUAUAAACCCUGGCAAUCCAACAGGGCAGGUUCUUUCAGAGGAAAAUCAGCGGGAUAUAGUAGAAUUUUGCAAGCAAGAAGGUCUGGUUCUUUUGGCUGAUGAGGUAUAUCAAGAAAAUGUUUAUGUUCCUGAAAAGAAAUUUCACUCUUUUAAGAAGGUAUCCCGGUCCAUGGGAUAUGGCGAGAAUGAUAUCUCCCUAGUAUCUUUUCAAUCAGUCUCCAAAGGCUAUCAUGGGGAGUGUGGGAAACGAGGAGGUUAUAUGGAGGUGACUGGGUUUUCUGCAGAAGUGAGGGAACAGAUAUAUAAAGUGUCAUCUGUCAAUCUUUGUUCUAAUAUCUCCGGUCAAAUUCUUGCAAGCUUGGUCAUGAGUCCGCCUAAGGUUGGAGAUGAGUCAUAUGAGUCAUACAUGGCUGAGAGGGACAGUAUUUUAUCCUCCCUUGCUAGGCGUGCAAAGACACUGGAAGAAGCACUUAACAAUUUAGAGGGUGUAACAUGUAACAAAGCAGAAGGGGCAAUGUAUCUGUUUCCCCGUAUUCGCUUGUCUGAAAAGGCUAUCAAAGCUGCAGAGGCUGCAAAUUCAGCACCUGAUGCCUUCUAUUGUAAACGCCUGCUUAAUGCCACUGGGGUAGUUGUUGUUCCUGGUUCUGGUUUUGGACAGGUUCCUGGAACUUGGCAUUUUAGGUGCACCAUAUUGCCUCAAGAAGAUAAGAUUCCGGCCAUUGUCACCCGCUUGACAGAUUUCCAUAAAAAAUUCAUGGAUGAGUUUCGUGGUUGAGGACUCUUGCUUGAAUUUUUUUUUUUUUUUUUCAAAACCCAACUGAUAUUUUACAUUGAUGGAUUUUGUGCUUGAAGAAACUAGUCCCUCAUUAUUUACUGACUGAAUAAAUGUGUUAGUUCAACUUAUAAUUGCAUUUUGAAUAUCCAAGACGUGAAUGGAGAUAUGGUUUUCUCCAUUCUUUUCCUUCAUUGUGA